Molecule: messenger RNA, 2795 nt
Organism: Aureobasidium pullulans EXF-150
Lineage: Eukaryota; Fungi; Ascomycota; Dothideomycetes; Dothideales; Saccotheciaceae
Product: Dimethylglycine oxidase
Exons: 1
Coding region: 225-2726 (833 amino acids)
Cellular component (GO): mitochondrion
Molecular function (GO): protein binding; oxidoreductase activity
Source: RefSeq, a predicted model, not a curated record
CAAGAGCACAGCUAAUCGAAGAUGGUUGGUUCUAUAUCUACAGCAUCUUCCCACAGUGGAGGUGAUGGCACUCAAAUCAUCCUGUUUUAUUCUCAAUCCCUUUACUCCACUCCUGUACAAGACCACCUUCCCGUCUUUUGCAAGGACUGAGAGCAAUCGGCUCUUCCGACUAGAGCUUCAGCAACUAUAUUCAUCCAGGAGAAGAUCACCAACGCAUCACAACAAUGCUUUCCAAGCUAUAUUCGCCACGUGUGGUCAUCAUUGGAGCUGGUAUCGUCGGCACCAAUGUUGCUGACGAGCUGGUUGCACGAGGAUGGACCAACAUCACAGUGGUUGACCAAGGACCUCUAGAUAUGCCUGGAGGCUCUACAUCACAUGCUCCUGGACUUGUUUUUCAAACCAACGUUUGCAAAACGAUGACCUUAUUCGCACGCUACACAGUUGAAAAGUUCAUGGCUCUGGAGGAGGAUGGUCAGAACUGUUUCGACCAGGUUGGCGGCCUUGAAAUCGCCACCGAUGCCGCACGCAUGGCGGAAUUGAAGCGCAAGCAUGGUUAUGCACAAUCUUGGGGCAUCGAAGCUCGUCUGAUUACCCCUGAGGAGUGUUUGGAGAAGUACCCGCUGUUGAACAAGGAACAGGUUCAUGGCGGUCUUCACAUUCCUACCGACGGACUUGCAUUGGCUGCUCGUGCUGUUCAACUCCUCAUCAACCGUACCCGCAAGGCUGGCGUACAAUAUAUCGACAAGACUCCGGUGACUGGUAUCGCCCGCGCUGAUGGCCAUGUUACCGGUGUAGAGACACCAAACGGUACCAUCCCAGCCGAUAUCGUCGUCUCUUGUGCCGGUUUCUGGGGCGUUGAGAUUGGUGCCAUGAUUGGCCUACCUAUUCCUCUGCUCCCUCUGGCUCACCAAUACGUCAAGACUACCUCCGUACCGGCACUUGCUGGUCGCAAUAACCCUGAAGGUGGUGCAUCGUUGCCUAUCCUGCGUUACCAAGAUCGGGAUCUAUACUACCGCGAACACGGCGACAAGUACGGUAUUGGAUACUACGGCCACAAGCCCAUGCCGAUCGUAGCUUCAACUCUGGGUGUCACACCCGAGCACGUUGAUCACAAGAACAUGCCCUCUCGUCUUGAGUUUACUCGCGAAGAUUUUGAGCCUGCAUGGGAGCUGUCCAAGAAAUUCUUGCCUUGCAUGGACGAGGUCGAGAUUGAGGACGGUUUCAAUGGUAUCUUCUCCUUCACACCUGAUGGUGGCUCUCUCGUCGGCCAAGCACCAAACCUCGAAGGUUUCUUCGUUGCCGAAGCUGUCUGGGUUACACACUCCGCUGGUAUUGCUCGUGCAGUAGCAGAGGUGUUGACUACUGGAAAGAGUCAGAUUGACCUUGGAGCUGUCGAGUUGAACCGCUUCGAGGAGGUCCAGCUGAGCAGCUCCUAUGUCAAGGAGACUUCAAUGCAGAAUUUUGUCGAGAUUUACGACAUCAUGCAUCCGCUCCAACCCCGAGAGUCGCCUCGCAAUCUUCGUGUCAGCCCUUUCCACGCUCGCCAGAAGGAGCUUGGCGCUUAUUUCCUGGAGGGUGGUGCCUGGGAACGUCCCUACUGGUUUGAGGCUAACGAGAAGUUGGUCAAAGACUUGCCAGAAGAGUGGAAGCCAAAGGACCGCGAUGCAUGGUCUUCGAGGUACUACAGCCCGAUCGCCGCUGCAGAGGCUUGGAAGACUAGGACAGCCGCGGCAAUGUACGACAUGACACCGCUGCGUCGCUUGGAAGUCUACGGACCCGGUGCUGUGGAGCUUCUGCAGCGUGUGAGCACUGGAGAUGUCGGCAAGAAGCCUGGUGCCGUCACAUACACACUUUUCCUUGACGGCAGAGGUGGUAUUCGCAGUGAUGUGACGGUUGCUCGCAUCGAAGACCAGCUGUUCCAAGUCGGCUGCAACGGACCCGUCGAUCUUGUAUAUCUCAACAAGGAGGCCGCAAAGCAGAUGCAGCAAGAUCCUACAAAAUGGGUCACAGUACGUGACAUCACUUCUGGGACCUGCUGUAUUGGCCUCUGGGGACCUAAGGUUAGAGAGAUCAUCAGCAAAGUCAGCUCAGACGACUUCUCAACAACAGCAAAGGGCCUUCGCUACUUCCGCACCAAGCGUGCCAGCAUCUCCGGUAUCCCAGUAACUAUUAUGCGCUUGUCGUAUGUAGGAGAGCUGGGUUGGGAGAUUUACACGACAUCCGACCGCGGCCAAGCGCUCUGGGACGCACUCUGGGAGACAGGUCAAGAACAAGGAGUCAUUGCGGCUGGCCGCACUGCCUUCAACGCACUCAGGCUGGAGAAGGGAUACAGAUCUUGGGGCUCAGACAUGAACACCGAGCACGACCCUUACGAGGCUGGCGUUGGCUUUGCCGUCAAGGCAGGAAAGCUGGGCUACUACGGUCAAGCUGCUCUCGAGGGACGCUCAGUGGAGACAUCCAAGAAGAGACUGCGCUGUCUUGUCGUCGAUGAUGGUUCGUCGGUGGUCCUUGGCAGAGAGCCGGUGUUUGUCGGCGGCAAGCCAAGCGGAUAUGUCACCAGCUCUGCGUUCGCAUACACAAUCGGCAAGCCCAUAGCUUAUGCAUGGUUGCCAAGCUCGAUCAAUGAGGAGGACAAGGUUGAGAUUGAGUAUUUCGGCAAGAGGAUCGAGGCUACGGUCACUGCCGAACCACUAUUCGACCCUUCGAUGUCACGUCUGCGUGGUUGAUCGGGCUUCUAGAAGUGAUAAGGUUUUAUUUAUAGCAUAGACAUCCCGGCGCACUUUAAUGAUCAAGCA